UAGAAGCAACACGAUGACGUUCCAGGAAUUGAUAUGGACAUAACCAUGCUUUUGACUAGUGGAAGAAUACAAACAUCUUUGCAAUAAUUAAGGCAUUAUCAGUCUCCUCAAAGAGUUGAAUUGUUCCCGACAGUUGCAGAAUUUAAAGAUCGCUGGCCUGCUCUGUUUGACAUUCUCCAGAUUAAUGAAGAGUUUAGGAGAAUUACUACUCUGCACCUUGAGCCAACAUUUAUUAAGAUGUUGGAUUACUACACUCCUAAACUUUUCACAAUAUUUUCCUGCAAAGGAGGAGCACUCGCACAGAUUUUGAAGAAGAAACUGGGUGCCGUACAGCAGGUUUUGAGGAUGCAAUUGAUAAUACUAUUAUUGGUCAAACUUUUCUCUGUGAGAACCUCACGUGCAUUUGACCUGGAAGUCUGCCCUCCAAUUUGUGAGUGUUCUGAAUGGAAGACUUUUAAAAUUACCUGCACGGAUAUUGACGAGAUUCCAAAGUUCCCUCCAAGCACAGAGACUGUGAGAUUCAUGGAGACACAAAUCAGUGUGAUACCAUCCCAAGCCUUUUCAGCCCUCCCCAACAUUUCCAGAAUAUAUAUUUCACUGGAUGCCUCCUUGCAGAGACUGGACAAACACUCAUUCUUCAGUUUGAUGAAGGUGACGCACAUAGAAAUACGAAAUACAAGGAGCUUCAAUUAUAUCGAUCCUGAUGCUUUCAAGAACCUGCCAGAGUUGAAAUAUUUAGGGAUUUUCAACACUGGCCUUGAUGUAUUCCCCGACCUUACAAAAAUUCAUUCUUUGGAUGUGAACUUUUUACUUGAAAUUGCAGACAAUCCCUACAUAGCCUCACUUCCUGCCAAUGCUUUUCAAGGCUUAUCUAACGAAUCUCUAACGCUGAAGCUGUACAACAAUGGAUUUACCGAAAUCAUGGGUUACGCCUUUAAUGGAACCAAACUGGACUCAGUGUACCUUCAUAAGAACAAGCAUCUGACUGCCAUACAAGAUGAAGUGUUUUCUGGAGUUCUCAGUGGGCCUACUCUGCUUGACAUUUCACAGACCAGCAUAACCUCUUUGCCGAACAAAGGUCUGGAAACGCUAAAAGAACUAAUGGCGAAGAAUACCUGGACGCUUAAGAAGCUGCCACCUAUCAGAACCUUCCUGCAUCUCACGAGGGCAGAUCUCACCUACCCAAGUCACUGCUGUGCUUUCAAAAACUGGAAGAAAAACAAAGGAUUACUGGAAUCGAUCAUGUGCAAUCAGACCAGCCUAACAGGAUAUCGACAGAGAAGAUCCAUGAAUGCUCUCAAGAGUCCGUUCUACCAAGACUACGGUGAAGAUGACACAGAUCACACAGACCCCGUGUACAGUGACAACGCCAAGCUCAGAGACUUUCACAGCAACUCGCACUAUUAUGUUUUCUUUGAGGAGCUAUCUGAUGAAAAUAUUGGGUUUGGGGAAAAGUUAAAGAACCCUCAGGAGGACAAUAUCCAGGAAUUUAACAGCUAUUACGAUUACACAGUCUGUGGUGGAAACGAGGAAAUGAUUUGUAACCCGGAGCCUGACGAGUUCAACCCUUGUGAAGAUAUCAUGGGCUACAACUUCUUGAGAAUAGUCGUGUGGUUUGUCAACCUCCUGGCCAUACUGGGGAAUGUCUUUGUAUUACUGAUCUUGUUGACUAGCCAUUAUAAACUGACCGUUCCACGGUUUCUUAUGUGCAACCUGGCUUUUGCAGACCUCUGCAUGGGGAUCUAUCUCUUGUUAAUUGCUUCAGUGGACCUCCACACCAAGUCAGAAUACUACAACCACGCAAUUGAUUGGCAGACGGGACCGGGUUGCAAUACUGCAGGUUUCUUCACCGUGUUCUCCAGCGAGCUCUCCGUCUACACUCUGACUGUGAUCACCCUAGAGCGUUGGCACGCCAUCACCUUUGCCAUGAGAUUGGACAGAAAAAUACGCCUUCGACACGCGUCCGUUAUCAUGCUUGGUGGAUGGGUUCUCUGCUUUAUUUUAGCGCUGCUGCCUCUUCUUGGGGUUAGCAGUUACAUAAAAGUAAGCAUCUGCCUACCGAUGGACACGGAGACGACCCUGGCACAAACCUACAUAAUCUCCGUCUUGAUGACCAAUAUUUGUGCUUUCAUUGUCAUCUGUGCUUGCUACAUAAAAAUUUACUUGACUGUCCGGAAUCCUCAGUAUAAGUCUGGAAACAAGGACACAAAAAUUGCCAAAAGAAUGGCCAUUCUCAUCUUUACAGAUUUCACCUGCAUGGCACCAAUUUCUUUUUACGCCAUGUCGGCAAUAAUGAACAAGCCGCUGAUCACGGUAACUAACUCCAAAAUCCUUCUGGUCCUUUUCUACCCACUGAACUCCUGCGCCAACCCUUUCCUCUAUGCCAUCUUUACCAAGGCUUUUAGGAGAGAUGUGUUUAUCUUGCUGAGCAAAUUUGGCUUUUGUGAGCAGCAAGCGCAGAUUUACAGAGGACAGACGGUUUCUGCUAAAAACAGCAGUGGCUUCUCUGCCCAGCGUGGUAGCGGAGGAAUGGGGCAGACGCUGACAAACUUCCAUAAUCCCGACCAUCGUGGAGAAUAUCACCAGACCGCCACAGCAGAAGAACACUUGAGUGUGGGUGCCUUUAAGCAAAGUGAAAUAUAAUCCAUUGAUAAUGCACUAACGAACAAUAAAAUAUAACUUUAAUAAUCAGAAUGUUAAAGAGAAAUCGAUUUGUUGAAAUGUUUUAUAUUGUCUUUCGGAGUGAGUAACUCUACAAAGGGCACUGCAAGCAGUUUAAGAGAGCUAAACACGUGGCCAUCUUACUUACGGGGUAGUUAUUAGGUGAACACACUAGUUAUCCUUCCAGUUCUUCUUCUGAUAUGCACAGUGCAGCUCAGGGUCUCAAACAGUCAAAGACGUCAUAGGAAUUCGGACCACCUUAGUGGCAGGUCUAUCAAGUGUGUUACCAAAGCAUUAACAAAUAAAAAAUGGCAGAAAUAGGAGUGAUAGAUGUGCUAUGAAAGAGAGUAAGGUCUUUGCUUCAUUAGCUUACUAUCAGUGAGGAGCGAAGCAGAUGAAU
Erpetoichthys calabaricus (reedfish) is the source of this 3061-nucleotide messenger RNA. RefSeq names its product thyroid stimulating hormone receptor (gene tshr). The transcript has 13 exons. Gene Ontology annotation, molecular function: thyroid-stimulating hormone receptor activity. Gene Ontology annotation, cellular component: membrane. The record is from RefSeq and is a predicted model, not a curated record. Bases 238 to 2643 code for a protein of 801 amino acids. Gene Ontology annotation, biological process: G protein-coupled receptor signaling pathway. Lineage: Eukaryota; Metazoa; Chordata; Cladistia; Polypteriformes; Polypteridae.